Molecule: messenger RNA, 1705 nt
Organism: Daldinia loculata
Lineage: Eukaryota; Fungi; Ascomycota; Sordariomycetes; Xylariales; Hypoxylaceae
Product: ribosomal protein L2
Exons: 3
Coding region: 344-1540 (398 amino acids)
Biological process (GO): cytoplasmic translation
Cellular component (GO): ribosome; large ribosomal subunit
Molecular function (GO): structural constituent of ribosome; transferase activity; RNA binding
Source: RefSeq, a predicted model, not a curated record
AUACUUCAUCCGUACUUUACAACUCACAGCAAGAUGUGGCUGAAUCUAAUGAUUUUCAUGUCCUGAAUCAUUAGUGUAUGUAAAACAAACUUUCAGCCUCAUUCGCCUUACAUAAUCCUUAACUCCUCAGCCUCAACACUGGCAAAAACUCGGCUGAUCAACGAAAUCUUCAAUUAAGCUACCUAUAAUGCCAAGCCUCUACCCUUGACCUCGGAAGAAUUUGAAUUCCAGAAUAGCUUCAAUUUCUGAAUUUUAGUUCCCAACCUCCAAGGCCGGCCUAGCUUUCCUCUGCCGAGUGCGCCUCAGUCGACAUAUAUGCCACCGUUAGCUGUGAGAUGAUAUAAUGCUACAGCCGCGGAUAUUGUCCGUCUCAGCCCGGAGGGUGCUAGCUAAUUGCCAAUGCACUCUGAGUCUGCCCCUCCGAGGCUAUGCGACAAUUCGCAAGGCUCCACGUCCCUCCAAGCCCGGUGUCGACUAUGUGCCCAGGGUUUCUAAGGACGAUGAGGCCCCCCCUAAACCUGUGAGGCAGCACGCGCCGUCCGGACUCAAGUCUGAAAGGGAAUCGACAUUAAUCCUACGUACAUACAAACCUAGAACACCCGGUGUGCGACACCUUAAGCGACCUAUCAACGAUCACUUAUGGAAAGGCAGGCCCUUCCUUCCAUUAACCUUCCCCAAGAAGGGUAUGGGGAAGGGUGGCCGUAACAACAACGGGAAAAUUACAGUCCGGCAUCGUGGUGGUGGCCACAAGCGGAGGAUAAGGACGGUGGAUUUCCACCGCUGGCUUGCCGGUCCCCACCUUGUCGAACGAAUCGAGUACGAUCCGAACCGUAGCGCGCAUAUUGCGCUGCUCACCGAGGAAGCUACCGGCCAGAAAACGUACAUCGUAGCAGCCGAGGGUAUGAGGGCCGGAGACGUAGUGCAAAGUUAUCGGUCUGGUAUCCCUCAGGACCUUCUCGAAAGUAUGGGUGGAGUUAUCGAUCCGGGUAUUCUGGCUGCUAAGACGGCACAUCGUGGAAAUUGCUUGCCAUUACACCUUAUCCCCGUUGGAACUCCGGUAUACAACGUCGGUUCUCACCCAAAGGGAGGUGCUGUCUUCUGCCGAAGUGCGGGGACCUUUGCUGUCGUUGAGAGUAAGGAAGAAGAGGUAAGGGACGACGGAGUUAAGGUCAUGACGGGUAAAUAUGUCAAUGUUAGGCUACAGAGCGGAGAGGUUCGGAGAGUCAGCAAGGAUGCCUGUGCAACUAUAGGCGUGUCGAGUAACCCUCACCAUCACUAUCGACAGCUUGGUAAGGCUGGUAGAAGCCGAUGGUUGAACAUUAGACCAACAGUACGUGGUGUGGCAAUGAACAAAGUGGAUCACCCUCACGGUGGUGGUCGUGGUAAAUCCAAGGGUAACCGACACCCAACAAGUCCUUGGGGUACACCGUCGAAAGGUGGUUACAAGACACGGAGAAAGAACAACCCCAACAAAUGGGUUGUGGUUCCUCGGGUACGGAACAUGGGCAAACGGAGAGACAAGAAGGGCAAAGACUCAUAGAAUUGUCCUUCUUCGAGCGAGUCCUAUGCACUCUGUCUAUAUUACAACCUACAGUCUCAGCGAAAAGAGCGAGACUUCUGUAUUGAAGUGUACUAUAUUAACCGAGUCAUCGUACAACUCUAGCUGUCACUAGCUAGGUAUCCUUACAACAUCGUGCAUUUUCGA